This is a messenger RNA of Haplochromis burtoni (Burton's mouthbrooder), 2908 nucleotides long. RefSeq names its product GTPase IMAP family member 8. The coding region runs from base 102 to 2345 and encodes 747 amino acids. Gene Ontology annotation, molecular function: GTP binding. The record is from RefSeq and is a predicted model, not a curated record. The transcript has 2 exons. NCBI's taxonomy places the organism in Eukaryota, Metazoa, Chordata, Actinopteri, Cichliformes, Cichlidae.
GCUGCAGAAGCGGCUAGAAAGAGUCUCUUAUAGAGUCGUGAGAUAAAGAAGAAGUUAUUCGACAGCAAGACGGGCAGUGACACACAAACUGCUAUACAGACAUGUCUGACAAAGAGCUUCUACCGGAGCUAGAGGAGCCAGAACAACAAGAAGAACCAGAUAAACCAGAGUACAGGAUUGUGCUUCUUGGAAAAACUGGAGUUGGAAAGAACAAAAUUGGAGAUGCCAUUUUAGGAAAUAAUAGAAAUGGUUUUGAGUCAAGGUCAUCUUUAGAGUUUCAGAAGAAAACACAAGAGUUCGGGGGUCAGAUCCUGACUGUAGUUGUUACUCCAGAUCUGUUUGAGAACAGACUGACUGACGUGGAUGUGAGGAGGGAAAUCCAUAGAUGCAUCUGCUUUGCUGCUCCUGGUCCCCAUGUGUUCCUGGUUGUGUUUCAAACUGGCAGCUUCACAGAAGAAGAUAAAGAAAUAGUGAGAAAAAUUCAGCACAUGUUUGGAGAAAAAGCAGCACGUUAUAUUAUGGUCUUAUUCACCUGUGGAGAUGAUCCAGAGGCAGCCAGUGUUACCAUUGAUGAAUUUAUUAGUAAAAAUCCACCUCUGCGUAACUUCAUCAGUCAGUGUGGAGGAAAACAUCAUGUGUUUAACAACAGAAUGGAGGAUCCCUCUCAGGUCAGAGAGUUACUGAAGGAGAUCAACAACAUGGUUCACAGAAAUGAAGGAAGAUACUACACCAGUGAGAUGUUCAGACAGGCUGACUUCAGGAUUGUGCUUGUCGGGAAAACUGGUGUUGGGAAAAGUGCAACAGGAAACACCAUCUUAGGACAAAGAGUAUUUAUGUCUACACCAAAUGCUUCCACAGCAACAGCAAAGUGUCAGAUGGACACAUGUCAGUUUGAUGGUCAAAUCCUGGCUGUAGUUGAUACUCCAGGUCUGUUUGAUACCAAUAAGACUGAAGAGGAGGUCAAGAUAGAGAUCAGUAGGGCCAUCCCCUUUGCUGCUCCUGGUCCUCAUGUGUUCCUGGUUGUGAUUCAGGCGAACAGAUUCACAGAAGAAGAACAAAACACAAUCAGGCAGAUUCAGAAUGUGUUUGGAAGAGAUGCAGCACGGUACACUAUGGCCCUGUUCACCUGUGGAGACAAUCUGGAGCAUGAUGGAGUCGCAAUAGAAACAUUAAUAAAAAAUCCAGCUCUCAGUGACUUCAUCCGUCAGUGUCAUGGAGGAUAUCAUGUUUUUAACAACAGAAGCAGAGACCCUGCUCAGGUCAGAGAGCUCCUGGAGAAGAUUAACACCAGGGUUCAGAAUAAUGGAGGAAGUUGCUACACCAAUGAGAUGUUUGAAAAGGCAGAGAGAGCCUUUAAAAAAGUGGAACCAGACCUCAGGAUUGUUCUUGUGGGAAAAACCAGAGCUGGGAAGAGUGCAGCAGGAAACACCAUCUUAGAGGGAAAUGUAUUUAGAUCAACAUCAUCUUCUUCCCCAGUGACAUUAGAGUGUAAGAAGGAAACAGCUCCGUUCGACUUUCAAAAACUGGCUGUAGUUGAUACUCCAGGCCUGUUUCACACCAUGUUCACCUUAGACCAGUUCAACAAAGAGAUCAAUAGAUGCAUCUCAUUGGCUGCUCCUGGUCCUCACGUGUUCCUGAUUGUGGUCAAUCCAGGAGAGUUUGAAGAUAAAGAACAAGAAACAGUGAGAAUCCUUCAGGAUGUGUUUGGAGACAAAGCAGCUUGUUACACCAUGGUGUUGUUCACCCAUGUAGAUGAUCUGAAGGUCUCCAUAAAGGAAUGCAUCAUUGAAACUCCAGGUCUCAGUGAGUUCAUCAAUCAGUGUGGAGGAAAAUAUCAUGUUUUUAACAACAGAAUCAGAGAUCCUGCUCAGGUCAGAGAGCUGCUGGAGAAGAUCAACACCAUGGUGAAGGAAAAUGGAGGAAGGUACUACAGCAAUCAGAUGUUUAAGAAGGCAGGGAAAGUUAUAAAGAAAGAGGUGGAACGACUAAUAAAGAAAGAAAAUAUGACACCCAAAGAAGCAAGAUACAAAGCAGAACGAAAAAACAUGUUUAAUCGAGACAGUAAGGUUGCUGUUCUUAUAGGAUCUGCUCUUGGACUGGGUGUUGGAGUUGGUGCUGGAAUUGGUAUUCCAGCUGUUUUCACAGCUGCUGCUGCUGGAGCUACAGUUGGACUUGUAGGAGGUCCAGUGGGAGCUGCAGUAGGAGCUACAGUUGGAAUUGUAGGUGCUUCGGUGGGAGCUGUGACGGGAGGUUUAUUAGGGUCUUCAGUGGGAGCUGGAGUGGGAGCUGGAGUUCAUUUAAUUCCUGCAGCUAAAAUAAAAAACAAGGCUUGUGUCCUGCAGUGAUAUGCAGUGUUAUUUGGCAGCAGCUCAUUAAAAUCAACAUGAAUAUACAGACUGGAAAUCAAAUUUUAGAAUUAUUAUCUUAUUUGACUGUGCAUUUAUUGAUUAUUAAAUGUAUUUUGAUCAAAUAUAUUUGGUAAUUUUACAGAAAAAGGAAAUCAAAAAUUAAUAAUUGAUUAUGUCAUUACGAAGACAUUAUUAAACUGUGAAACAAUCAGCUUUUAAGAUGAUCUAAAAUCUGUUUUACAGUUGUUCAAGUCAGUAGAACAAGCAUAAUUUUUAAUACUGAUGAAAAUUACUUUUCCGUGUUGUUAAUCAGAAUACUUUAGAAUACUUACUCGCUAUUAAUACGAGAAAACAAGAUAAAAGGAGGAGAAUCAAUCAAACAAUUCAGAAAAAAGCAUUUACUGUUAUUUUUUUUUUUUAUUAAAGUCUGACAUUAAAGAACAGCAGAGAUAUUUGAUUCAUGUUUCCUCUGGGCUUUACCUUUGUUCUGAUCUGUUAAUAAAUAAAAACACAUCAAAUGAAAUGGUGUAAAAGCACUGUAAUAAAAAUAUCUGAAAAAU